Molecule: messenger RNA, 2162 nt
Organism: Gaeumannomyces tritici R3-111a-1
Lineage: Eukaryota; Fungi; Ascomycota; Sordariomycetes; Magnaporthales; Magnaporthaceae
Product: D-xylulose reductase A
Exons: 2
Coding region: 662-1777 (371 amino acids)
Biological process (GO): D-sorbitol catabolic process
Molecular function (GO): L-iditol 2-dehydrogenase (NAD+) activity; zinc ion binding
Source: RefSeq, a predicted model, not a curated record
GUGCGGUUGAAAUCCAGGCCGCCGGCUAAAAUGGCAGACGUUCUGGAGCUUCUGGAGCUCGAGACUUGUGGGCUCAACCCCAUCACUCGGACGCCCGCCUCAGUGGGGCCCGGCCGCGGUUGUCGCGACACACACAGUGAGGAGGGAGCUCCCCGCGCUGGAGGAAGGGGCACUGGACCAGAGGAAAAUUUCGCACAUCACUGGGCUGCGGGAAAGCAUGGGCGGUGGCAACGGUUUGGAUGCCCCCUCCAUCCCCCCCCAGACGCCGCGAGCUCUCUGGAUGUGGCAAGUCCAAGACGUACGUGCUGGAUGCGGGUUGGCGCGGGAAAACACGCGCGGGCUUUUUGUGUGAUAUGUGCUCCAUCCACCAAGAACCAAAAGUCCCUCCCUGUGCAUGAUAUAAAUCGACUCGGUCAUGGAGGCCCUGGAAACAAGAGUUGGGGUCUCCUUCCCCAUCCGUCAGCGUCCUUCCCUGCUGCCUGUACUUGGUGAUCUCCAGCUCCAUCUAGUCAGGCUCUUCUCCAUUAAUCCGUAAUCUGAGAUAUUCACUCGUGCACAAUCUACCCCUCUGUGCUUCUGAUCUGUCCCUCCUUCCUCGCCCUGUUUGACUCGGUUGUUACUGAACAAACACCCCUCAGUCUCGAGCUCACCGUCACUCAAAAUGGCGUCGCCGACAGAGGGCAAGUCUAACCUCUCCUUCGUCCUCAACAAGACCCAUGACGUCUGCUUCGAGGACCGCCCGGUGCCCGAGCUGGCGACGGAGCACGACGUGCUCGUCGCCGUCAACUACACGGGCAUCUGCGGCUCCGACGUGCACUACUGGCAGCACGGCGCCAUCGGCAACUUCGUCGUCAAGUCGCCCAUGGUGCUCGGCCACGAGUCGGCCGGCACCGUCGUAAAGGUUGGCCCCGCCGUCAAGACCCUCUCGGUCGGCGACCGCGUCGCCCUCGAGCCGGGCUACCCGUGCCGUCGCUGCGCCGCCUGCCUGGGCGGCAAGUACAACCUCUGCCCGGACAUGCGCUUCGCCGCCACCCCGCCCUACGACGGCACCCUCGCCGGCUUCUGGGCCGCGCCCGCCGACUUUUGCUACCGCCUGCCCGAGUCGGUCAGCCUGCAGGAGGGCGCGCUCAUCGAGCCGCUCGCCGUCGGCGUCCACAUCGCCCGCCAGGCGGGCGUGCGGCCCGGCGAGUCCGUCGUCGUCAUGGGCGCGGGGCCCGUGGGCCUGCUGUGCGCCGCCGUCGCGCGCGCCUUUGGCGCCUCGACCGUCGUCAGCGUCGACAUCGUGCCCUCCAAGCUCGAGGUGGCGCGCAAGAUUGCCGCCACCCACACGUACCUGUCGCGGCGCGUGUCGCCCGAAGAGAACGCGCGCGGCAUAAUCGAGGCCGCCGGCUUGGGGGCCAACGGCGGCGCCGACGUGGUCAUCGACGCCAGCGGCGCCGAGCCGUCCAUCCAGGCCAGCCUGCACACGGUCCGCGUGGGCGGCCGCUACGUGCAGGGCGGCAUGGGCCGCGCCGACGUCACCUUCCCCAUCAUGGCGCUGUGCGUCAAGGAGGUGACGGCCAGCGGCUCGUUCCGCUACGGCAGCGGCGACUACAAGCUCGCCAUCGACCUCGUCGCCCAGGGCAAGGUGGACCUCAAGGCCCUCAUCAGCGAGACGGUCGCCUUUGGCCGCGCCGAGGACGCCUUCAACAAGGUGAAGGAGGGCCAGGUCAUCAAGGUCCUGAUCGCGGGCCCCAACGAGGAGAUCAGCAGAGCCCACGCGGCUGGGUCUUCGUGAAUGGAGGAAGGGGAAUUGGGUUGGGUAUUUGCCGGUCAGAUAGUGGCCAUCCGCGUGAUAUCUUUCUAGAGAGAAAAAACAACCGAAUUAUUAUAACCGAGUGGUCGGUUUGUGUGUACAUGCGGGCUCAGCCGCCCAUCCAUCGAAUACCACCGUGACAGGGGUCGAGACGGCAUUGGGCACUUCACCCGGCCGGCUCGCCGCGUCGCUUUUGCCUCGAGCUCGUGCAGCAUCUCGCAGCCGCAAUGGCCUGAUCUGCAAGGAGGGGGAUGGGACUGAACCCGGUCUACUGGCCCGGCAUGCACAUGCAUGGGUGUUGUUGCUACCGGCAGGAAAAGCACGCGCUUCCAUCUUCAUUUCUAUUAAUACCAAUGUGUGCGACAAA